This is a messenger RNA of Rotaria sordida, 936 nucleotides long. The record is from the annotation of a GenBank genome assembly. Lineage: Eukaryota; Metazoa; Rotifera; Eurotatoria; Philodinida; Philodinidae.
AUGUCAUUAUAUCGUCGUCGAAUAUUCAUUUAUUUUAUUAUACUUUUAUUAUUAAUCAUUGAACCUUUAAUUUAUCUAUUUUAUUUAUCCGAUUCUCAUUGUAAAAAUAAUAUUGAAAUAUCAAUACCUGAUAAUAUAAGCGAUAAAGCAAGUAUAAUUAAUAUAAAUACACGAAUUUUAUGUUGGAUUCCAACAACACUUAAUCGACUCGAUCGAGCAAUUAUUGUAUAUGAAACAUGGGCUAAACGAUGUGAUCAUUCAGUUUUUAUGAUUGCUGGCUCACGUCCAACACGUUCGUUUGAUCAUUCAAAAUAUCCUUUUCCUAUUGCUUAUAUUGGCGAUGAAACCAUAGAAAAAUAUAAUCGACUGUCUGAAAAAACUUUACUUUCAUUACUCUAUAUAUAUAAACAAUAUGGUCAUGAUUAUGAUUGGUUUUUUAAAGGUGAUGAUGAUACAUAUGUAAUUAUUGAAAAUCUUCGUCAUUUUCUUCGACGUCGUCCAUCAAAUACAUCAUUUUAUUAUGGUUAUAUAGCUAAAACUUCAGAUCGAUUAUAUCCAUCAGGUGGUGCUGGUUAUGUUUUAAGUCAAGAAGCAUUACUUCAAUUUGGUAAACAAAUUUUAACAAAUACUGAGAAACGUAAAUUAUGUAAUAAAGAUGAAGCUGAAGAUAUAAAUCUUGCUUAUUGUCUUGCACGUAUUGGUAUAUUUGUUAUCAAUGCACGUGAUAAUCAACAACUUGAAAUUUUUCAUCCAAUGACAUUUGAACAACAUUUUAUGGGAAAUUUUACAAAAUGGAUUAAAAAAAAUGCACAAUUUGAUCAAAAAAAAGGUGAACAAUGUUGUUCACCAUUAACUAUAUCAUUUCAUAGUUUAUCACCAGUAGAAAUGAAGAUGAUGCAUUUUUUAUUGUAUCGAAUCAAGAAAGCGCCUGUUUGA